AUGGACUUUCUGUGGUCACUUCAGUUCGAGAGCGACGUGGUGUCAGUUCGUACGUUGUGUUAUUUGUCGAUCGAACGCUGCUUCUUCACCUUUUGUCUGAAGGUGGUGACCACAGGGACAGGAGCAGACACAGGGAUCUCCUACCAGGACACCAACUACAGGCGCUCUAUUCCAGCUGAAGAGCGCCUGUCCAUCUGUCUGCGGUUUCUUGCCACUGGGGACUCCUACAGGACCAUUGCGGGGAGCUUCAGAGCGGGCAUAUCCACCGUCUCCAUGCUCAUCCCAGAUGUGGUGGCAGCCAUCUGGGACUGCCUCGUGGAGGAGGUCAUGGCUGUGCCUGGAGCAGAGGAGUGGAGGUAA
Knipowitschia caucasica is the source of this 360-nucleotide messenger RNA. The record is from the annotation of a GenBank genome assembly. NCBI's taxonomy places the organism in Eukaryota, Metazoa, Chordata, Actinopteri, Gobiiformes, Gobiidae.